Camellia sinensis is the source of this 1006-nucleotide messenger RNA. The record is from RefSeq and is a predicted model, not a curated record. Lineage: Eukaryota; Viridiplantae; Streptophyta; Magnoliopsida; Ericales; Theaceae.
UUGCGCUGCAACUCUCUCUCUCUCUCUCUGCCUCUGUUUGGUGCCACGGUGAAUAGUAGAAGGGGGAGUUGUUCAAAGCGGCGGAGCACCAGCGCUCUCUUCUCAGUUAUCGGUGAACUCGUCACCGGCUGAUCUCUUCAGAACUCGUCGAUCUCUGCAGAUCAGAUCUCCUCUCAUCUCAGCGAAAGAAAUGGAAGGGUUCAAUAUGGAAGUAUCAAAUCCAUCAUCAUCCUCGGUGUGUCUUUGUGUGAGCACAACCGAAGCUUCUGGUGAAGAAAAAACGCGUUGGUAUAUAAUCAAUCUCAAUGAAGCAAUAUCUAUCCUUGGGCUCUGUGAGAGAGAAAAUGUCAAGAAAAUGGAAAAAGAAGCCAAGAGAAGAUUCUAUCUGUUUAAGAAGAUAACUGACAUGUUUAUUAGUGGAGGGAAAGUAGAGGAGAUGGAGGAGUUCUUCUCCACACCGCUCAUCCCGGUGUGUGAGACCCCUAAUAUGGCAUUUGGUUGUUUCUGGACUACAUUGGGAUCGGUUGUAUACUGGUUUGGGUCCGAACGAGGUAGUCACAAAGUCAAGUAUUGGGACCUUGCAGAUAUUCAGAAAGGCAUGGAGGUAGCUCCUCCCAUGAUUAGCAGGCGAAGUCGUGGUAAAGCUGUGGCUAUUGAUGGGAAAAUUUAUGUCUUUGGAGGCACUAAGCCCUGGGGUGGUUCUAGCACCAACUGUAGUUCAAAGGCGUGGGCGGAAGUGUUUGAUGCUUCCAAUAAUGAAUGGAAGCCAUUGAAACAACCUUCCUUCCAUGCGCCCUGUGUAUUUGUUUCUGUUAUCCAUGCAUAAUGAAAAAAUCAUUAUUGUUGGAUCACUGUAUAAGCGCGGGUUGUAUGCUUAUCAUGUUUGUCAAGAUUCGUGGGAUGUGGUGGAUGAAAAAUUUGAGCUCAUAUCUCCAUAUUGCGAUCCAGUAUUGGCUGGUCAUACCCUUUAUUGGGUUGGAGGAGAUGAGAUCAUUCACGCGUAUGA